AUGAAAAAAACAUUUAUAUUCCCAGAUAGAGAAGUCCAUGUUCAUGGAUGUGAGAUGAAGAUUAAUGGUAUUGUUAUUCCAAUGGUCAAGGAAGGAAAGCAGAUGUGCUUUUACACAGUCGAUGGCAAAUGGGUCGUCACUGGUGGAACCACCCGUUCACUAGGAUUUGACUUACAACUAUACUUUAACGGCAUCAAUGUCGAGACUGGUAAGCAUAUUGACUGUAAGCCAAAGGUCACUGUUGGAUACGUCCUCCUCUUUAUCCUCUUUUUCCUCUUGGGUCUCUUCUUUGGUCUAUUUGCCUUGGUCUUGAUCCCAAUCAUUUUCCUCGGAUUCUGGCUCGGCUACAGAGACCGUGUAGUCUUUGUCAAUCUUCCACAAGCCGUCAUUGUCACUCCAGAGGUUGUCGUCAUUCCAAACGGCUACCAACAACAAGGUUAUGCCCCACAAGGUUAUGCCCCACAACAAGGUUACGCUCCACAACCAGGUUACGCCCCACAAGGCUACUAUGCUCCAGCUGGCUACAACACCACUGCUGGCGGUGCCCCACAACCAUACCAAUCAUACACCACCCAACAACAGCAACCACAACAACAACCACCACAAUACCAACAAGGUCCAACCAUAGACGCUGUUAUCCAACAAGAGCAAGACCAAAAGGUUUCCGAAAAAUCCAAACUUAUUGAUUAA
Messenger RNA from Cavenderia fasciculata, 690 nucleotides. RefSeq lists its product as uncharacterized. The transcript has a single exon. Bases 1 to 690 code for a protein of 229 amino acids. The record is from RefSeq and is a predicted model, not a curated record. NCBI's taxonomy places the organism in Eukaryota, Evosea, Eumycetozoa, Acytosteliales, Cavenderiaceae.